GGUGUCGUGUAUGAUGCACUAAUGCUGAAGCACCAGUGUAUGUGCGGCAGUUACACCAAUCAUCCUGAGCAUGCCGGAAGGAUACAGAGCAUCUGGUCAAGGCUGCAAGAAAGUGGGUUGCUAAAUAAGUGUGAGCGGAUCCGAGGUCGAAAAGCCAGUCUGGAAGAAAUACAGCUGGUUCACUCCGAACAUCAUUCACUGCUGUAUGGCACCAGCCCCCUGAACAGACAGAAGCUGGACCCCAGGAAAAUCCCAGGUCUUGUGUCCCAAAAGCUCUUUUCAUUGCUCCCCUGUGGGGGUCUUGGGGUGGACAGUGACACCAUUUGGAAUGAGCUGCAUUCGUCCGGUGCUGCACGCAUGGCUGUUGGCUGUGUCAUCGAAUUGGCUUCCAAAGUGGCCUCGGGGGAGCUGAAGAAUGGUUUUGCUGUUGUAAGGCCCCCAGGCCAUCAUGCUGAAGAGUCAACAGCCAUGGGGUUCUGCUUUUUUAAUUCGGUUGCAAUUACUGCCAAAUACUUGAGAGACAAGCUAAAUAUAGGCAAGAUAUUGAUUGUAGAUCUGGAUGUUCACCAUGGCAACGGUACACAGCAGGCUUUUUAUGCUGACCCCAGCAUCCUGUAUGUCUCCCUCCAUCGUUAUGAUGAAGGCAACUUCUUCCCUGGCAGCGGAGCCCCAAAUGAGGUUGGAAGUGGCCCUGGUGAAGGUUAUAAUAUAAAUAUUGCUUGGACAGGUGGCCUGGAUCCCCCCAUGGGAGAUGCAGAGUACCUCGCAGCGUACAGGACUGUGAUUAUGCCAAUUGCCUCUGAGUUCGAGCCAGAUGUUGUCCUGGUAUCAGCUGGUUUUGAUGCUGUGGAAGGCCACAACCCUCCUCUAGGUGGAUACAAAGUGACAGCUAAAUGUUUUGGUCACCUCAUCAAACAGUUGCUGACACUAGCGGAUGGGCGCAUGGUGCUGGCCCUGGAGGGAGGACAUGACCUUACUGCCAUCUGCGAUGCAUCAGAAGCCUGCCUAAAUGCUCUGCUAGGAAAUGAGCUGGAGCCUCUCUCCAAAGAUAUCCUCCAUCAAACCCCUAAUGCAAAUGCAACACUUUCUUUGCAAAAGACUACCGAAAUCCACAGCAAGUACUGGAAGUCUGUGAAGCCUUAUGUGGUGCCAGUUAGCUGUAAGCUGGCUGAGACUCAGAAACAAGAGAGAGAGGAGACAGAGGCAGUGUCAGCCAUGGCCUUACUCUCAGUGGACGUUGAGCAGUCUUUUCCACAAGAACAUGGCAGCCUCCAGGAGCGCAACGCCGCGCUCAAGAGACCCCCACUGGACCCAAGAGCUCCGAGUAGCACGACAAACGCCGCGGAAGGAGCAAAAGCAGCGCGACCGAGGCGGGAUGCCGAAGACCGAGCGGCGUGCCCCGCACACGAGAUUCCGGAGCCGUCCCGCCGCGGCCGGUCGGGGAAGCGUCUUGCCGCGUGCAGUGGGUUCUUCGCACAGAAAAGCCCGCACAGUUGGCCAAGGGGAGGUGUGCGGGGGAGGGGGCGAAGUGGGGAGCUCCUGAUUCAGGGUUGGAUUUCCUUUCAAGCCAGCCGCCCCUCCCCCGGCCCUCUCCCUGGCAAGAACGAGGAAGGCGGCGCUCGGCAGCAAGAAACGAGCCCGCCGACCCAGCGCCAACAUCUGCUCUGCAUCCGACUCCUUCGGAUACCUGCUUAA
Messenger RNA from Varanus komodoensis (Komodo dragon), 1695 nucleotides. Its product is annotated as histone deacetylase 9-like. Gene Ontology annotation, biological process: chromatin organization. Gene Ontology annotation, cellular component: histone deacetylase complex. The coding region runs from base 22 to 1695 and encodes 557 amino acids. The transcript is spliced from 13 exons. Gene Ontology annotation, molecular function: histone deacetylase activity. The record is from RefSeq and is a predicted model, not a curated record. NCBI's taxonomy places the organism in Eukaryota, Metazoa, Chordata, Lepidosauria, Squamata, Varanidae.